Molecule: messenger RNA, 753 nt
Organism: Exophiala xenobiotica
Lineage: Eukaryota; Fungi; Ascomycota; Eurotiomycetes; Chaetothyriales; Herpotrichiellaceae
Exons: 2
Coding region: 1-753 (250 amino acids)
Biological process (GO): ubiquinone biosynthetic process
Cellular component (GO): mitochondrial inner membrane
Molecular function (GO): 3-demethoxyubiquinol 3-hydroxylase activity
Source: RefSeq, a predicted model, not a curated record
AUGAAUCAGUUGGAUUCGAGCUGGACGAUUGUCACGACUCAGAGCGGUAGUGCAUUUCAACGUAUCCUGCAACUUGCUUCAUUUUCUGUCUUCACCUUCGCGACCCCAAGCACAGCACAUUUCGGGCAUCAUCAUCAUGCUGGCUCCGAACCCGCUCCUAAUCCUUCCUCCAGCAAGACUCCCCUCACCGAUGAGCAAAGACGCUUCCUUGAUAGCGCCCUUCGUGUGAACCAAGCAGGAGAGCUUGCGGCCACUCUAAUCUAUACGGCUCAGACGCCACCGGUUGUCAAGGCACAUCCACACCUUCGCCCACUGAUGAAGCAUAUGUACGAUCAAGAAGCUGGCCACUUCAAGACCUUCAAUGAGUUGCUAGCCAAGCAUCGAAUCAGACCUACCGCGAUGUACCCCGUCUGGCAGGCUGCGGCGACGAUGCUAGGUUGGACGACGGGAAUGAUGGGACGAGAAGCUGCAAUGGCUUGCACCGAAGCCGUCGAGACUGAGAUCGGAGAUCAUUACAAUGGACAAGUAAGAGAGAUGUUUAAGUGGAUACAGGAACUCAAAGAAAAGGGAGAGGAGCUUGAUCCCGAACUGAAAAUCUUGAUUGAUGAUAUUAAGAGGAUUCGUGACGAAGAAUUGGAGCAUCUGGAUCACGCCGUUGAAAAUGAUGCAAAAGAGGCCCAGCCCUACCAGCCAUUGACCGAUAUCAUCCGCUAUGGUUGCAGAGGGGCGAUCUGGAUCAGUGAAAGAAUAUGA